Molecule: messenger RNA, 932 nt
Organism: Ricinus communis (castor bean)
Lineage: Eukaryota; Viridiplantae; Streptophyta; Magnoliopsida; Malpighiales; Euphorbiaceae
Product: ethylene-responsive transcription factor ERN1
Exons: 1
Coding region: 136-846 (236 amino acids)
Biological process (GO): regulation of DNA-templated transcription
Molecular function (GO): DNA-binding transcription factor activity; DNA binding
Source: RefSeq, a predicted model, not a curated record
ACAAUAAUUAACUCAAAGCUGACAAUCAACAUGCCAUUAUCCUUGUCAUCAUUCUUGUAUUCAUUGUCACAUUAUAGUUUUAUAUUAAAUUUGUCUUAUCAUUUAUGCUAAUUCAACACUCCCUUCUUCCCUGUCAUGGAAAACAAAGAGAGCCCGACAGACCCAUCUCCAAAUCCUUGUAACAGUCCAACUUCAACACCUCUCCAAACAAAUGAUAAUACCAUUGAAAAAGGAGGGAAGAAAAUGCCCAUGAAGCAGGCUAAGAGAGGAAUAAUCGUAAACAAUAAAGGAAGAAAAUAUCUUGGAGUAAGGCAAAGACCUUCAGGAAGAUGGGUUGCUGAAAUCAAAGACGCUUCACAAAAGCUGAGGUUGUGGUUAGGUACUUUCGAUACAGCAGAAGAAGCCGCCUUAAGUUAUGAUAGUGCUGCCAGGCUACUUCGAGGAAGAAAUGCAAAGACCAACUUUCCUAAUGAUCAUCAUGGAAACAUGGUGAAUACCCACCAAGAAAUUUGCAGGUUAUUAGGGAAAAACCCAAGAUUGCAUCAACUUCUUCAGCAUGCAGUCUUGAAGAACCAUGGAAAAUCAUUACUCUCUAGAAGAAUUCCAUUGGUGAAUCAAAACGAAAGGAACCAAGUUGAUUCUUCCUUCAAUUUUGAUUCGCUUGUUGAAGAUACUAUAAUAUGUUCUUCAUCUUCAGCAGAUGAUCAUGAUCAUAAUCAAGAUGGCAGCGACAAGUUUUGUGGGCUAUCAUUUGGUAGCUGUAAGGUUUAUUCUUCUGUUAUUGUAGCUCCUUCUUUCAGCGCUUCCCUAUGUCAAGUUGAAGAAAGUAAGUGCAAAGAGGCUUAGCACAUAUAACAUGUAUAUACAUCAAAUCACUUGUUCAUGCAACCAAUUUAGUCGUAAAUAAUGUUUUUUUCUUUUUCUAUUUAUUA